AUACCAACGCUCCCCCUCUUCUCGUCUGUACCUGAAUCCAAAAAAAAAAGUAGAGAGAGAGAGAGAGACGAGCGAAGGGAGGGCAGUGUGAGCCACACUCUCCCACUUUGCUUUUCCUUGCAAGUUCCAUAAACUAAAAAGAAAAAAGAAAUUAAAAAGGGAGCAAAAGAUGAGAGAUUUGAUGGGGUUGUUCUUCUUCUUGCUUUCCAUCAUCUAAGCCCUAUAGAGGACUCACUCAGAUGGCGUGUACCUUCUAGUCUCUCUGUCUCUCUCCUCUUCUUUGAUUCCUCUUUUUCGGAGUCUUUAGUCCUUCAGAGAGGAGGAGGAGGACGAAAUGGAGGAGGAGAAGAAAGGCAUUGCCGCGCUCCUUCUCUUGAUGGUUUUUCUCAGUGGGUUUUGCUCUGUUUCUGCUGCUUCUCCAGCUAUGGUGGUGAGUGGGGUUUUCUCCAAUGCGGCGUCUGCUCUCUUGAAGCGGCUGUGGUCGCUGAAAUCCACCACAAAGCCUGCGAUUUCUGGUCGUUCGAUGAUGAAAUUCGAGAGCGGGUACACCGUGGAGACGGUGUUCGACGGGAGCAAGCUCGGGAUCGAGCCUUACUCUGUGGAGGUGACUCAGAGUGGGGAGCUUCUGGUUCUGGAUUCUGUGAACAGUAAUAUCUACAGGAUUUCGCUGCCAUUGUCCAGAUACAGCAGACCUAAGCUUGUUGCAGGUUCACCAGAAGGACAUGCGGGUCUUGUUGAUGGAAAACCACGGGAAGCAAAGAUGAACCAUCCAAAGGGAUUUACGGUGGAUGAUAGAGGGAAUAUAUAUGUUGCGGACACCAUGAACAUGGCAAUCAGGAAAAUUAGUGAUACAGGUGUUACUACCAUUGCUGGGGGAAAGAGGAACAGAGGAGGGCAUAUGGAUGGCCCAACUGAAAAUGCGAGAUUUUCUACUGAUUUUGAAGUAGUUUAUGUUGGUAGUAGCUGCUCUCUUCUGGUUAUAGACAGGGGGAACCAGGCAAUUCGGGAGAUACAGCUCCAUUUUGAUGAUUGUGCCUACCAAUAUGAAACUGGUUUUCCUCUAGGAAUUGCAGUGCUUCUUGCUGCUGGUUUUUUUGGGUACAUGCUUGCGUUGCUUCAAUAUCGAGUAGGAGCUAUUAUCUCUUCCAAAGAUGAACCUCAAACCCAUAUCAAGAAAGCAAUGAUGCCUCCAUACCAGAAGCCUUUCAAACCAUCAGUCAGGCCACCACUGAUCCCACCUGAGGAUGAACCAAAGAAGCGAGAAGAUGAAGAAGAAGGCCUCUUCACCUCACUAGGAAGGCUUCUUUCUGGAGCCAGGUCAUCUAUAAUGUCAAUCUUUGGUGCCAUGUUCUCGUUUCAGAAGAAAAAAACAGCUAACCAAUUUUACCAGCAGCAGUGGAGGUCAAACAGUUACCCAAUGCAGGAGAGCUUUGUGAUCCGAGAUGAAGAUGAGCCACCCCCACCAGUGGAGACAAGGACACCCACCCCACGUAAGACCUACGCCUUCAUGUCAAAAGAACCAGAAAAAAUCCACCAUCUCCGCCAGGGAAGAGCUUAUUUUAGUGGCUGGGAUGGGGAGCCGCAACCACAGCAGCAAAUGCAGCAGCAGCAACACCACCUAAAGCAGCACAGGCAAUACUCUUUGGGCCCGCAGACUUACUAUGAGCAGAGCUGUGAAACAACCAAUGAGAUUGUGUUUGGAGCUGUCCAGGAGUCAGAUAGCAAGCGCAGGACGGUGGAGAUUAAGGCUGUGAAUUAUGGGGAACCUAUCUAUGAUCAGUUGGGCAUGCGGUUCCGGAAUAGUUACAUGGGUUACAACAAUAACUAUUACAUGAGUUAGAUUUCUUUUCCUUUCUUCGUUACAUGGUAAAUCGUCUCUAUCUGUAUUAUCAGUUGGCCUUGCCUAUUGUAUUUCAUGUCUAUAAAAAUGCACAGGACUAGAAUUCAUGAAAUGAAUGGUAAAAUGGAGGUCUGGAAGAGCUUCAGAGUUUUGUCAAGGGAA
This is a messenger RNA of Elaeis guineensis (African oil palm), 2002 nucleotides long. RefSeq lists its product as uncharacterized. Lineage: Eukaryota; Viridiplantae; Streptophyta; Magnoliopsida; Arecales; Arecaceae. The record is from RefSeq and is a predicted model, not a curated record.